Messenger RNA from Tricharina praecox, 453 nucleotides. RefSeq lists its product as uncharacterized. The transcript has a single exon. Lineage: Eukaryota; Fungi; Ascomycota; Pezizomycetes; Pezizales; Pyronemataceae. The record is from RefSeq and is a predicted model, not a curated record. The coding region runs from base 127 to 405 and encodes 92 amino acids.
UCAUUUCUGGGUCACAAUAUGUACUCGUAUCCUAUGAUUGAACAGCCUGGUUAGGGAAAGUCGGUUUUUUAGGGGGCGUUUAAGGAUGGGGGUAUAUUCUGGAAUCAGGUGGUUUUUUACUGUGUUAUGGGGGGUUGGGCUCUUGCGGGGGCAUCAUUGUUUGGUUUGUUUUCCGGCGUAUGGUACCUUUGCUAUAUACGCUUUUUCUUCAACUUGGGGGCGGCGGCGGCGUCUAGGUCUGCUUUUUUUUCUCUUUCUUGCUUUCUUGCUUUUCGUCUUCCGGGCAGGCGUUACUUUAUUACCGGUGGGUGCUGCUUAGGUGCUUGGGUGCAUGGGGGGGGGGCGCUUGGUUCCGCGGAUGUGGAUGUGGCGAGCAUAUGCCAUAGGUGCCGUAGCAUAACAUAGAGGACUACUUAUAGUAGGUGCGAAUACCGAUUAUGUGCCGAUUCUGUG